UCAUGGACGGCGGGGCGGAUUUCGGAAGAGACAAUUUGUGCGGGUAACUGCCAGAAAAAAGAAACGAUGAUUACUUCAGGUGGAAUACGGCGGGAGCAAUGCAACGGCGCUGGUGGAGAGCCUCCGGCAAGUCUCGCCGAAUUUACUCUCCGUGGAGCUGAUGGAAAAGAUUUUUAUGAUGUUUCGCUUGUUGAUGGAUAUAAUAUUCCAGUUCUUAUUGAUCCUUAUGGUGGUGAGGGUGAUUGUAGAAGAGCAGGAGGAUGUUUCAAAAAUAUCAAUGAUUUCUGUCCAGGCGAUCUUGCAGUGAGAAAAGAUGGUCGUACCGUUGGCUGUAAAUCUGGUUGUGUUGCUUACAACAACGAUCAGGAAUGCUGCCGUGGAGCAUUUGGAACUCCUGACAAAUGUAGACAAAGCAGAACUGCAAUGCUUUUCAAAGAUGCUUGUCCAACUGCAUAUUCUUAUGCUUAUGAUGAUGCUACUUCCACUUUUACUUGUAAAAAUGCAAAUUAUGUAGUUCAAUUUUGUUAA
Molecule: messenger RNA, 528 nt
Organism: Caenorhabditis elegans
Lineage: Eukaryota; Metazoa; Nematoda; Chromadorea; Rhabditida; Rhabditidae
Source: the annotation of a RefSeq genome assembly